Suillus clintonianus is the source of this 1868-nucleotide messenger RNA. RefSeq names its product APC amino acid permease. Gene Ontology annotation, cellular component: membrane. Gene Ontology annotation, molecular function: transmembrane transporter activity. The record is from RefSeq and is a predicted model, not a curated record. Gene Ontology annotation, biological process: transmembrane transport. The annotation marks the transcript as partial. NCBI's taxonomy places the organism in Eukaryota, Fungi, Basidiomycota, Agaricomycetes, Boletales, Suillaceae. The transcript has 14 exons.
ACAACUGAUGAUGAUGACCACCGCCUGGAGGCACUUGGCUACAAGCCUUCCUUCCGGCGCGAGUUCUCCAAUCUCGCCACCAUAAGCUUUGCAUUCAGUAUCAUGGGUUUGUGUUCGAGUAUCGCGACGACUCUCAACACUCCACUGUUGCUUGGAGGUCCUGCUUCCGUUACUUGGUGCUGGCUACUCGGCUCAUGUAUGUGCUUCACCCUUGGAUCCAGCAUCGCAGAGAUAGUCUCUGCAUUUCCUACAUGUGGAGGGCUGUAUACGGCGUCAGCUCAACUCUGUCCGAAGUCGCAUCGCGCAAUCGUGGGCUGGAUCGUUGGUUGGUUAAACAUCCUCGGUCAGGUCGCGGGACUGUCAUCAACGGAGUUCGGACUCGCAAACAUGAUUUGGGCUGCAGUGUCACUAUCCAAUCCGACCUUUGUGGUGACACAAGGGAAGACGGUUGGGUUGUUCGCUGGACUUCUUAUUGUCCAUGGGCUCUUGAAUUCGGUGGCGACACGGUACUUGGCCUUCGCUACUAGAGGCUUCGUGUUCGUGAACCUCGGUGCAACUGCCGUUAUCAUCAUUGUUUUGCUAGCGACCACACCUCUUUCAGAGAUGCAUGCAGCGAACUAUGUGUUUGGAAGUCAAGGAAUUGUGAACCAAACAGGGGGUUGGAACAAUGGUAUCGCCUUUUUGUUGGGUUUAUUGAGUGUACAGUGGACGGAUUACGAUGCAACUGCUCAUAUUUCCGAAGAAGUUCGUCGUGCUGCGUAUGCUGCGCCUGUUGCGAUAUUUAUUGCCGUCAUUGGGACCGGGAUAUUGGGAUGGCUAUUGAAUGUCGUCCUCAUGCUAUGUUCGGGUCCAAUAGAAAAUCUGCCGGGAAUAUCUGGAUCUGCAUUCUUGCAGAUCAUGGCUCUGCGCAUGGGCACACCUGUAGCGCUCUUUCUUUGGAGCUUUGUAUGCCUGACAGCGUUUUUCGUUUCACAAACGGCACUGCAAGCAUGCUCUCGUACUGUCUAUGCUUUCAGCCGUGAUCAUGGCAAGCAACAGUGUCUCCCCGACAACGGAUACUUUGGUCAUAUAGCGGGUUCCACUAGAACUCCCCUGCGCGCCAUCUGGUUUACUACUAUCUUGUCCAUCCUUCCAGGUUUUCUCGAUCUAGCAUCCCCAAUUGCCGCGAAUGCCAUCUUUGCACUCACUGCUAUUGCACUCGAUUUGAGUUACAUUAUUCCGAUAUUCUUGCGUCGCCUCUACGCGAACCACCCGGACGUGAAUUUCCGUCCAGGACCGUUUUACAUGGGACCAGGACUCCUCGGUUGGGCAGCAAAUGUUACUUGCAUAAGCUGGACUCUCUUUGUCUGCGUCAUUUUCUCGCUGCCCACAGUGUUCCCUGUUACAAAGAUUAAUAUGAAUUAUGCAUCUGUGAUUACUGUCGGAGUUGUUUUUCUUAGUGGGUUGUGGUAUGUCAUCAGCGCGCAUCAACAUUACCAUGGACCCACGUCCAACCUUGAUGCCGAAGCAAAAGCUCGGAUUGGUUUAGUGGAGGAUGCGCCAUCUAUCAGUGAAAAAGAGAAAGAUCGUGUGCACAUAUCUUUGGACUCCGCGUAGUGUCGGCCCUCUUUCUGUCGUGUUUGGAGGAGCAGCGCUCAUGGUUUGGAUACUUCUGCGGCCCUUUAUCGCCGCAGCCAUUAGAUUGUGGCAUUAUACCGCCGCGCGUCUGAUACGUGCUUACAUUUUAACUUGUUACCCCCCUCCCCCCCAGAACUACUUACAUCUGAAGGAAGUUACAGAAUUUUGAAUAUGAAGUGAAAUGUGUGGUAGCGGCACCCAAUGAUUGCCGCGCAAGGAAAUUGUGGACUGGUCUGUGCGCACGCGGCUUU